This is a messenger RNA of Danaus chrysippus (African queen), 717 nucleotides long. The record is from the annotation of a GenBank genome assembly. NCBI's taxonomy places the organism in Eukaryota, Metazoa, Arthropoda, Insecta, Lepidoptera, Nymphalidae.
AUGGUAAAAGUGUGGAAAUUGGGCCUUAUGAAUUAUGAUACUGCUUUAAAUAUCCAAUUAGCGAUAGCAAGAAAGCAUUUAGAUGCAAUGAUGAAAGGAAUUACUACAAACUAUGACACUCUGCUGCUCGUAGAACAUAAACCGGUUUAUACUGUGGGUAUAAGGGAUGAGACACCAAAUGAUGAAAUCUACAGACUAAAAAACCUGGGAGCGGAAUUCAAGAAAACUAACCGAGGAGGUCUAAUCACUUUUCACAAUCCAGGACAACUUAUAGCAUACCCCAUUAUUAACCUCAAACAUUACAAAACCAGUGUAAAAUGGUAUGUUAAUAGCUUAGAAGAAACUGUUAUAAGGCUGUGUGAAGAAUUAGGUGUAAAAGCAAAACGAUCUCCACAUACAGGAGUUUGGGUUGAAGAAAAUAAAAUUGCUGCAAUUGGAAUUCAUGCAUCUCGAUAUGUCACAACACACGGAAUAGCAAUAAAUUGUGACAAUGACCUGUCAUGGUUCCAGCAUAUUGACCCUUGUGGUAUAGCUGAUAAGGGUGUUACCUCUCUUAGCAAAGAAACUGGUAUUGAAUAUACUACCGAGAAAAUAACUCCAAUAUUCCUCCGUAACUUUGAAGAUGUAUUUCAAUGCAAGUCAGAGGAGUUAAAUAAAAGUAUACAACAAGAAAUUCUUAAUGAUGUCUGUAGUGAAUUAUUAGUGGAAACAAAUUAA